Messenger RNA from Capsicum annuum, 1124 nucleotides. RefSeq names its product calcineurin subunit B. NCBI's taxonomy places the organism in Eukaryota, Viridiplantae, Streptophyta, Magnoliopsida, Solanales, Solanaceae. The coding region runs from base 403 to 930 and encodes 175 amino acids. Gene Ontology annotation, molecular function: calcium ion binding. The transcript has 7 exons. The record is from RefSeq and is a predicted model, not a curated record.
AGUUUCAACAAAUUAAAAUAGGAAUAUAGGUAGAUUAUACUAUCAUUCAAGUAAUUAAUAUCCAAUAAAAAAAGACCACCCGACCAUAAACGCAGUAGGAAACACCAGAUCAAGAAUCUUUGAAACCUGUAUAGUAUAGUCUAUAGGAAGGGGGUGAUUAGUUUGAUAGGCAGCCAUCAAAUUCCUCGUCAGCCUCUUCACUACAGCCAAACCAAGUCCCUAUUACCAGUGUCUUGUUCAUGACAUCAUAAUAAAUAAAUAAAUAAAUAGUCUCCUCAAUCCUAUCGCCUAAUAUCCUACAACUAGAUUCACACACACCCCCACUACAAAUAUUUUGUUUCCCUUUGUCGUGCGCCCCCUCCUCUGUCUUGGGAAGUUGAGUUUUGCUCCUGAGAUUUGAACAUGGGUAAUGCUUCUUCAAUGUUGACUCAGUAUGAUAUUGAGGAUGUUCAAGAUCACUGCAACCAUCUAUUUACACAGCAGGAAAUAGUGUCACUUUAUCAGAGGUUCUGCCAACUUGAUCGGAAUUCAAAGGGGUUUAUAUCAGCUGAUGAGAUUCUGUCUGUACCUGAGUUUGCGAUGAAUCCACUCUCUCAGAGAUUGCUUAAGAUGGUGGAUGGCUUGAACUUCAAGGACUUUGUGGCAUUUUUAUCAACUUUCAGUGCUAAAGCGAGCACGGCACAGAAAAUUGAACUUAUCUUCAAAGUUUAUGAUUCUGAUUGCAACGGGAAGGUGACCUUUGAUGACAUAAUGGAAGUGCUUCGAGAUUUAACUGGAUCAUUCAUUUCUGACAAGCAAAGAGAGGAAGUGUUGAGCCAGGUCUUGCACGAGCGUGGUUAUACAAGGGACUCAUUACUGCUGUUGAAUGACUUCAUUAAGAUCAUGGACCACCCUGGUUUGAAGAUGGAGGUUGAAGUACCAAUUGACUAGUUACUCCUGCGAUUUCAUUUACUGCAAUUCAGAUGUCUGUGUACACGUUUUGUUGAAUUUGUGCACCUGCAAAUCUCUUUCUUUUUCCUUCGCCCCUCCUUUUGGUGAUGGCAGGAACAGAAACAGAGAAAUCACUGUGUAAUUAAGAUAAAAAUCUUUCAGCUUAUUCAAAAAAUGUCUCGAGUAUGUUAUAA